Messenger RNA from Kluyveromyces lactis, 1383 nucleotides. It is a transcript of the gene ASH1, whose product is annotated as DNA-binding transcription repressor ASH1. Gene Ontology annotation, molecular function: sequence-specific DNA binding; zinc ion binding. The record is from RefSeq and is a predicted model, not a curated record. The transcript has a single exon. NCBI's taxonomy places the organism in Eukaryota, Fungi, Ascomycota, Saccharomycetes, Saccharomycetales, Saccharomycetaceae. The coding region runs from base 1 to 1383 and encodes 460 amino acids. Gene Ontology annotation, biological process: regulation of DNA-templated transcription.
AUGUCCACUAUUUCGAACCCUUUACCAUUCACCAAUCCUCACGCCGAGCAAAAGUUCUACGCAAGAAGAAAAAGAUCCUUUGAUGAUCUAUUAUUGCCAUCUUUAAGUACCAGUUUGAACGCCCCAAUGACAUUAGAAGAAUCGCCAUAUUUCUUUGACGCCCGGAAAAAAUCUAAAACGGCGCCAGCCUCACCUUCUGGAUUCGUACAAAUCACGCCUACUACAUCACCAGUGUCCGCUUCAUCUAAUUCUUCCAUAUGGAGACAGACAGUAUGUGAGGGAAGCAGCAUUAGCAGCAACAGCAGUAACAAUAUUGGAAAAUCAACUCAACUGCCUUCCUGUUCACAACUACAGAAUGAGGUUGCGCAACCCUCGCAACCAGCACUACAACCAUUAAAGCAUCUAAAGUUAUUGGCACAUCCUAAAAUACAAGAGUUUUCGUACCUCUAUCCAGACACUUGUGCCUCCACGCCUCUAUGGAGGCAAAACUUAACAGAGUGGUGUAAGGAAACUAAUUACACUCAGUACCAAAACAUUACAGAUCAGGUAUCUCAAGCUAAUCCAAGAGCUGGUAAUUUUACUCAUGGAUUAAAUAUUUUAGCCGAUGCUGCUAGAAUAUCAUCGAUCAAUACUUCACCAGAUGAAUUCUAUCAACUUUCAAACACUUCAAGCUCCAGCAAAGUACUGGUAACCCCACCAAGUAGUCCUCCCAGACAAUUCACUUCUAUGAUCAGCGAAUCAUUAGUUAAAGCGGUAAAGAAGAACCGUUCCUCAAAACAUAAGAAGACCAACAGUUUUAAAGCAAGAAAACUGAAGAAGAUGCUGGAUCAACGCAUAUUGCUUACAUAUGAAGACAAAUUCGAAUCACAAAAGUCGGUAUUUAAGGCUAAUCCUGCACCACCAAAGACCCCUCCACAAAAGAAGAUUACACUAUCCACAACUCCAAAAUCUCUUCAAUCUCCCCAACAGAGAUUUCAUCCUAUUGUGAUCAACAGCGUGGAGGAUUUCGGCGAAAAGACUUCGGCGAACUCCAACUCAGAAGACGACACCGACCAAGAGCUAGUCCAAACAUCUCCCAAAAGCUCUCCAACACAAAGGCGUAACUCUCAUAGAUUUUGCGUUUCAUGUCACAUUACAGAUUCCCCGUGUUGGAGACCUUCUUGGUCUAAAAGCAAACAAGAUCAGCUUUGUAAUUCUUGUGGGCUCCGUUAUAAGAAGACCCAUACAAGAUGCACCAAUGAAACUUGCCGUAAAAUACCUUCAAAAGGUGAAUUGACACUUAUGAAAUCAAACAAGCCAGUUUCGAUUGAGGACGCUGACGGAAAUACUGAUUACAAAAUAGCAUGUUUGUUCUGCGGUCACGCCGUUGCUACUGACGAAUAG